This is a messenger RNA of Gastrolobium bilobum, 1645 nucleotides long. Its product is annotated as 2-oxoisovalerate dehydrogenase subunit alpha 2, mitochondrial-like. The coding region runs from base 89 to 1528 and encodes 479 amino acids. The transcript is spliced from 9 exons. Gene Ontology annotation, biological process: branched-chain amino acid catabolic process. NCBI's taxonomy places the organism in Eukaryota, Viridiplantae, Streptophyta, Magnoliopsida, Fabales, Fabaceae. Gene Ontology annotation, molecular function: oxidoreductase activity, acting on the aldehyde or oxo group of donors, disulfide as acceptor. The record is from RefSeq and is a predicted model, not a curated record.
CUUGUCCAUUUCCCUCCUCCACACCAUAAUAUUUGAUCAUUUUGAUUAUUGCUUCUAGUCCCUUCCCUGUGAAUGUUCAGUCAUAGAAAUGGCAACAUGGUUGUUGGGAAGGUCCAGGACCUUAACUCAUCACCACAAAAACCUACCCUUCUUGUUAGGAUCACUUCUUAACCAUAGCCAUACCUCUUCUUCCUCCUCUUGUUUUGUUAAGUCCCGUGAUAUACAACAUGCAUCACAGGGUAACAACUCACCUACCCUUUCCUUCUUCUCGCGUUUUGAAUCUACCAAAGCCGAGGCACAAUUAGAAUUACAUCAAUAUCUCAGCGAGGAUGAUCCAAAUCAGGUAAUUGAUUUUCCUGGUGGAAAAGUUGCAUUCACUUCUGAAAUGAAAUUCAUUGGUGAUUCUGGUGAGAAAAGGGUACCUUGUUAUCGAGUUCUUGAUGACAAUGGAGAGCCCCUGAAAUACAGCAAUUAUGUACAGGUUAGCAAGGAAAUGGCUGUGAAGAUAUAUUCUGACAUGGUCACUCUUCAAACUAUGGACAACAUAUUCUAUGAAGUGCAGAGGCAAGGAAGAAUUUCCUUCUACCUCACCUCAAUGGGAGAAGAAGCAGUUAACAUUGCAUCCGCAGCUGCACUUGCUUCUGAUGAUAUUGUAUUGCCUCAGUACCGAGAGCCAGGAGUUCUAUUGUGGCGUGGUUUUACACUGCAACAAUUUGCUCACCAGUGUUUUGGAAACACAAGUGAUAUUGGUAAAGGCAGGCAGAUGCCAAUACACUACGGGUCUAACAAGCACAAUUACUUCACAGUGUCAUCCCCCAUUGGAACACAACUCCCUCAAGCUGUGGGCGCUGCUUAUUCCCUUAAAGUGGAUGGGAAAAGUGCAUGUGCAGUCACUUAUUGCGGUGAUGGUGGCACAAGUGAGGGAGAUUUCCAUGCUGGUUUGAAUUUUGCAGCAGUAUUGGAGGCCCCUGUUAUUUUUAUAUGUCGCAACAAUGGAUGGGCAAUCAGUACCCCUGUAGAAGAACAGUUUCGAAGUGAUGGUAUUGUAGUCAAAGGUAAAGCUUAUGGCAUCUGGAGUAUCAGAGUAGAUGGAAAUGAUGCUCUUGCUGUGUAUAGUGCAGUUCAUACUGCUCGCGAAAUCGCUAUAAGAGAUAAAAGACCAGUUCUAAUUGAGGCUCUCACUUAUAGAGUAGGACACCAUUCUACAUCUGAUGAUUCAACCAAGUACCGGCCAAUUGAUGAGAUUGAAUAUUGGAAAAUGGAAAGAAAUCCUGUGAAUAGAUUCAAAAUAUGGGUAGAAAGGAAUGGUUGGUGGAGUGAAAAGGAUGAAUUGGAGCUUAGAAGCAGUGUCAGGAAGCAGUUAUUGCAAGCAAUUCAGGAGGCAGAGAAAGCACAAAAACCUCCACUUGAGGACUUGUUUAAUGAUGUCUAUGACCAACAGCCAUCAAACCUUCAAGAACAAGAUAGAGUACUUAGAAAAACCAUCACUAAGCAUCCCAAAGACUACCCUUCCGAUGUUCCUUUGUAGAUAUGCCAAUUCAAAUAAGGAAUUGUACUAAACCUGACUGUCAGAAUGUUAAAUAAAGAUAGGGAUUGGAUGUUCUUAUUGCAUCUUUUAUUGUGAUGAUUACUAUGUUAUUCACCA